Molecule: messenger RNA, 454 nt
Organism: Pollicipes pollicipes
Lineage: Eukaryota; Metazoa; Arthropoda; Thecostraca; Pollicipedomorpha; Pollicipedidae
Product: eukaryotic translation initiation factor 4E type 2-like
Biological process (GO): translational initiation
Cellular component (GO): eukaryotic translation initiation factor 4F complex; cytoplasm
Molecular function (GO): RNA 7-methylguanosine cap binding; translation initiation factor activity
Source: RefSeq, a predicted model, not a curated record
AUGAGUGAUGACAGUGGAGAGGAAGACAGGGAGCUGAAAGUUGGUCAUAAACUGGUUGGCUCAGUGGAGCAGUUCUGGUCGAUAUACGGGCACUGUGUCAGGCCACAUGACAUGAAGGGCCACAGUGACUACCACCUCUUCAAGGAGGGCAUCAAACCCAUGUGGGAGGACGACGCCAACAGUCGCGGCGGGAAGUGGAUCGUGCGGCUGCGCAAAGGCCUGGCGUCGCGCUGCUGGGAGAACCUGGUGCUGGCGCUGCUCGGCGAGCAGUUCAGUGGAGAGGAGAUCUGCGGCGCCGUGGUCAGCGUGCGGCACAUGGAGGACAUCAUCUCCGUGUGGAACCGCACGGCCGCCGACACACCCACCACCGCCCGCAUCCGGGACACGCUCAAGCGCGUGCUCAACCUGCCGCACAACACCAUCAUGGAGUACAAAACGCACACGGACAGUUCAG